Messenger RNA from Gymnodraco acuticeps, 1138 nucleotides. RefSeq names its product cyclin-dependent kinase inhibitor 3 (gene cdkn3). Gene Ontology annotation, molecular function: protein tyrosine phosphatase activity. Bases 64 to 693 code for a protein of 209 amino acids. Gene Ontology annotation, cellular component: nucleus. The record is from RefSeq and is a predicted model, not a curated record. NCBI's taxonomy places the organism in Eukaryota, Metazoa, Chordata, Actinopteri, Perciformes, Bathydraconidae. The transcript has 8 exons. Gene Ontology annotation, biological process: protein dephosphorylation.
AAAUCUACAGCAGCUGACGGAGCUGUCAAAACAGCCGGUGAGCGAGUGUGUUGCUCUGCAGCGAUGAGGACGAGUGAGUUUGACUCUUCAUCUGAAGAAGAGGAUGCUGCAGACCAGCAGCUCGCACCCUUCCAAGUCUCCUGGUUACCUCUGUCCGUAGUGGAGAGCUCGCAGUUUCUGGGGAUUUGUGCACUACCAGGCUGCAAAUUCAAAGACAUCCGCCGGAGUCUGGAGAGAGACGUUGAGGAGCUGCAGAGCCAGGGGGUGCAGGAUGUGUUUGUUUUCUGCACCAGAGGAGAGCUGAGUAAGUACCGGGUACCCUCCCUGCUGGAGGUGUACGAGCAGCGAGGUUUCACCGUGCAUCACACUCCCUUCCCCGACGGAGAGGCACCGCCGAUGGAGCUGAGCUGCAGGAUCCUGGAGGAGCUGCAGCUCAGCAUGCGGAGCAGCAGGAGGACCGUCAUACACUGCUACGGAGGCCUGGGACGCUCGGGAUUAAUCGCCGCCUGCCUGCUGCUGCAGCUCUCUGUAACGAUGACUCCUAACAAAGCCAUAGAGAUCCUGAGGGAGCACCGAGGAGGAGGAGCCAUUCAGACGGUGAAGCAAUACAACUUCCUGCAUGAGUUUCGGGAAAGCUUCGCAGCGUACCAGCAGAGCAGAGAGGUUUCCACAGAGCGCGGCGCGUCGCGGUGAAAAUUAAAUAUGUAUUUCCGCUAACGUGUGUGUGUGUGUGUGUGUGUGUGUGUGUGUGUGUGUGUGUGUGUGUGUGUGUGUGUGUGUGUGUGUGUGUGUGUGUGUGUGUGUGUGUGUGUGUGUGUGUGUGUGUGUGUGUGUGUGUGUGUGUGUGUGUGUGUGUGUGUGUGUGUGUUUUUUUUUUGUUAAACUGGAGGGCUUUCUGUCUUUAUAGAAACGUGUAUCCAAUCAGCUGCAUCUUCUGAAUUUUUCUCCAUAUUUGUAACUUUGCAAGCUGGUACUUUACUGCUACAUGUUAUUGGCAAGGUGCUAUAUACAUUGUUUUAAUUGCAUAUCUACUGGCUUCCAGAGGAGAAUCGCACAGAUCCUUAAAAUGUUUAAAAAAGGCUUUGAACUCAAUUAUCAUAAGAUUAGACGUAUUGGUAAUAAAUAUCUUUGAAAAAUG